AUGCCGAAAACCCUCUACUUUUCCUUGAUUUUCUUUCUUACUAUAUCUACAAUGGCCUCUGUCUCACGGGCAUCACUCAAAGUGGGCUUCUAUAGGACAAGCUGUCCUUCUGCAGAAGCAAUUGUGAGAAAAGCUGUGAACAAAGCUGUGUCACGCAAUCCUGGCAUAGCUGCUGGCCUCAUUAGAAUGCAUUUCCACGACUGUUUUGUUAGGGGCUGUGAUGCCUCUGUAUUGCUAGAUUCAACCCCUGGAAAUCCAUCAGAGAAAGAAAAUCCAGCCAACAAUCCAAGCUUGAGAGGAUUCGAAGUGAUCGAUGAGGCAAAGUCUGAAAUCGAAGCUCAAUGCCCUCAAACUGUCUCGUGUGCAGACAUUCUAGCCUUUGCUGCUCGUGACAGUACAUAUAAAGUAGGUGGCAUGAAUUAUGCAGUUCCAUCUGGACGUCGUGAUGGCAGAGUAUCACUAGAAGAUGAAGCUUCCCAGAAUCUGCCAUCACCUUUCUUCAAUGCCAAGGAACUCAAAGAUAAUUUUGCACAAAAAGGCCUUAGUGUUGAUGAAAUGGUGACGCUUUCAGGGGCACAUUCAAUAGGCGUGUCGCAUUGUUCUUCCUUCUCAACUCGCUUAUACUCUUUCAAUGCAACACAUUCGCAAGACCCUUCAAUGGACCCCAUUUUUGCUAGAAGCUUAAAAGCUAAGUGCCCCCCACCAUCAAAUUCAGGAAACGGACGUGAUCCUGCAGUGCCAUUGGAUGUUCUAUCACCAAACAAGCUGGAUAACAAGUACUACAAAGAUCUGAAGAACCACCAUGGCCUGUUGACGUCUGAUCAAACUCUUUUGAGCAGCCCUUCGACGGCAGGGAUUGUGAGGAACAAUGCAAAGAAUGAUGCAGCUUGGGCCAAGAAGUUUGCAGCUGCUAUGGUGAAAAUGGGUUCUCUCACAGGAAGACAGGAGGGUGAGGUCAGGAAGAACUGCAGGGUCGUCAACUAG
This is a messenger RNA of Corylus avellana, 984 nucleotides long. Its product is annotated as peroxidase 5-like. NCBI's taxonomy places the organism in Eukaryota, Viridiplantae, Streptophyta, Magnoliopsida, Fagales, Betulaceae. The record is from RefSeq and is a predicted model, not a curated record. Gene Ontology annotation, molecular function: heme binding; peroxidase activity. Gene Ontology annotation, biological process: hydrogen peroxide catabolic process; response to oxidative stress.